CAAAACAUAAUGCAUUCUAUCUCUGACUUGUCCUCCAUUUUCCUGUCCUGCUCUUGAGUAGCAGCAACAACCACAAUUUCAAUGAAGAAAUGAUUUCUCGUGAAAAGAUGAUGGCUGCCAGGUAAACACGAUAAGAUGUCAGGAUCUAUAUAUGCAUCACUUCCUACAGUUUUCAGAGAGGAUUUGCAGCCAUUGAAUACAUCUUCUGAAAAGUAUGUAAAGAAGUUUUUCAAAAAGACUCUAAAUGAUACAGAGUCAAGACUAUUGACACAGCUGAAGCUAAAACCUUUAAUGGUGGACCCUAUUCAUAAAGUCAAAAUAAAGCGGAAAAAUAGAGUUACUGGUCUUUCUGCAAAGCAGAAAAGGGAACUUGGUUUGUGUAAAAUACCAGAAGAAAAUCAAAAAUAUGAAAACUAUGUUCCAUUGAAUAAACUUUGGAAUGACUAUAUGAAGUCUUUACUUGGACUGAGAGGACAGUCUUCACUGAAAAUGAAAUCAAUCGAGAACAAAUUACUGAAGGCAGAUUAUCAUGGCGCAUUACUCAAAGUAACGAAGUCAAAGUGCUCAACGUAUAUUGGGAGCUGUGGUAUCGUUCUAAAAGAAACAAAAAACAUGUUUUACAUUGUGACACAAAGCGAUAAAGUUAGUGGGGUGCCAAAAAACAACAAUUUGUUUGAAUUUGAACUCGAGGGAUACACCUUUGAGAUAUUUGGAAACAACUUUAGAUUUCGCCCUGGUGAGAGAUCAGCCCGAAAAUUUAAAACAAGACCGUUUCUUUCAUUUUAAGGCAAUGCCUGGCAACUGUUUUUAGCGACAAAGAAGCAUGUGUUUCUGUGACGAGUGUCAAAAUUAACAUCAAAGUAGAGAAGAUUCUUGAUUUUAUCACAUCGCAUAUGAAUUUUUACAUAACAUGUUGUAGCAUACUUUGACUGGUGAAAAGACGAUCAUAUAUGCUAGUCCUACUGGUUUGAACAUCGAGUGUCGCAUCAUGUCUUCAGACAAAAGAGGUAAAAAAGCAUACCAUUAUUUCACCUGCUUUCAAAAACUAUUCCUCAUUGCACAUUUAAAAUUUAGGACCAUAUAAUAGCGUUUACAAAAACUGAAGUUUGUUGUGUUAACACAAUAAUUCUACCUAAGAAAAUUGUUUAUUUCUCAUGUUUCUGAGUUCGUUUGUUUGAUUUAAUACACAUCACUUCUUUGUAUCAAAACACCACAUGCAAAGAUUAACUUCAUUACUUGAAAAAAAUGAUGAUGAAAAGUUGAAAUUUGCACUUCUUUGUUGUAGCAGACAUAAUUUUAUUCUUUGUUUUAUACACCCAUGUCUUAAACUCUUAUUUUAGUGAUAAAAAUUAUUGCUACGAAAAAGGCAAGCUAAGCUGGCUUAAGAGUUUGGCGUAACCAAUGUGUUUGUUUCCCUUUCAACAAUCGUUUUCAAAUCAACGGUAUUAUCUAAUACACAUUUUCAAAUGUUGCAUUGAAAAUGUUCAAAACACAAAAAGGUGCCAACUAGAUCGAGUAUACGUUUGCAGGGAGCAGGGAAGUUUGACCACCGCUAACAAAUUCGAAUAGACCUUAAUAUCCUCAUUUGAAUGCGUUUCAUUCAUGUACCGUGUUUGUUGAUAUUUUUAAUAUCCUCAUUUGAAGAAUUUCGUUGAUGUACCAUGUUUUGUUUGUUGAUAUUUCUAGUGCAUAAACAUAAUUUUUCUAAGCACAAACCCAUUCAUUAUGUUUUUUCAUUCAUCAUGGCAAAUAGUAGCUAAAUUGAAAAACUGUAAUCAAGCUAUGGUGUGAAUUUAAUUAGUAGCUCCCGCUGACUGUUCCUAUUAGAGAGAGACACUGCGUUUAAAUGUUACCUAGUCGCAGUUAUUUUUCGGUAAAUACUACCAAUUAACUUUUUGAAUGACUUUUAAGCGAUAAAGG
Messenger RNA from Rhopilema esculentum, 1920 nucleotides. Its product is annotated as ribonuclease P protein subunit p29. Gene Ontology annotation, molecular function: ribonuclease P RNA binding. Gene Ontology annotation, cellular component: ribonuclease MRP complex; ribonuclease P complex. The record is from RefSeq and is a predicted model, not a curated record. Gene Ontology annotation, biological process: rRNA processing; tRNA 5'-leader removal. NCBI's taxonomy places the organism in Eukaryota, Metazoa, Cnidaria, Scyphozoa, Rhizostomeae, Rhizostomatidae.